UCCAGCGUCAAGAAAAUGACCAAUUCAUUUACUGAAUAUCUAGGAAGAGGAGGAUUUGGCAGCGUAUAUAAAGGAGAAUUUCCCGACGGUCGUCUUGUGGCAGUGAAAGUCUUGAAUGAAUCAAAUGGAAACGGGGAAGAUUUCAUGAAUGAGGUCGCCAGUAUUAGCAGAACUUCCCACGUUAAUAUUGUGGCACUGUUGGGGUUUUGUUAUGAAGGUUCGAGAAGAGCUCUCAUUUACGACUUCAUGCCUAAUGGUUCUCUUGAAAAGUUCAUUGGUAACAAUGCUUCCUCGUCUCAAGAGUCUACGUUGGGAUGGGAUAAGUUGUUUGAGAUCGCUCUUGGGAUAGCUCGGGGGUUGGAGUACUUGCACCAAGGCUGUAGUACGAGGAUUUUGCAUUUGGACAUCAAGCCUCAGAACAUUCUUCUAGAUAAGGAAUUGGAUCCUAAAAUUUCCGAUUUUGGCCUUGCUAAACUGUGUCCGAAUAGAUCGAGCAUAGUCUCCAUGUUAGUGGCAAGAGGGACAAUAGGGUACAUUGCCCCUGAAGUGUUUUCUAGAAGCUUUGGAGAAGUCUCUUACAAGUCUGAUGUGUAUAGUUAUGGGAUGCUGGUUUUGGAAAUGGUUGGAGGAAGGACGGCCGUUGAUCCAAGAGAUGUAGAUCGUACAAGUGAAAUAUACUUCCCAAACUAUCUCUACAAGCAGAUGGAGGUGAAUAAUGCAGAAAGGGAUGUUGAAGAUGGAAGCCUACCUGUUAAGAGAAACAUGAUCAUUGUCGGGUUGUGGUGCAUUCAGACAAACCCCAAAGACAGACCGUCGAUGACGAGGGUGGUAGAGAUGUUGGAAGGGAAACUUGGCUCAUUGGAGGUUCCACCUAAGCCUUACCUAUAUUCACCCCCGAGAGCUCCACCAUCCUAUUCAACUUCUGAAUCAUUCUAA
This is a messenger RNA of Salvia hispanica, 936 nucleotides long. The record is from RefSeq and is a predicted model, not a curated record. NCBI's taxonomy places the organism in Eukaryota, Viridiplantae, Streptophyta, Magnoliopsida, Lamiales, Lamiaceae.